GCUCUGAUAUUUUGCCAGCACUAAUCAUAUAGUCUCUCGAUUCCAUAAGAAAAGUAAGUUAAUGCGAAAUUAGUUGUUAAAUCGUGGCACACUCGGCGGAACGGCAGCGAAAACUCAAUCCGGUGGCAAAGUGCAGACUAUGUGAUGCUGGCUGGAGCAGGAAUCGCACUCCAAUAACCGAACAUUCGAUUUUCGAGUUGGAGAGUUGUUAUUGUUGCAACUGCUGCAGCUUCGAAGUCGGCUCACCAAUCGUACGUGGCGCUAUUCGCACGGCAAGCUUUUUCCGGCCGGAGGAUCCUAAAAAGAUCGGGCGAUGACGGACGCUGCGGGCAAUGCGCUGGCCGAGAAGGGGCUGCCGGAGAUGAAGGGCUGGCUGCUAAAAUGGACCAACUACAUCAAGGGUUACCAGCGGCGCUGGUUCGUGCUGUCCAAGGGCGUGCUGAGCUAUUACCGCAACCAGUCGGAGAUCAACCACACCUGCCGGGGCACCAUCUCGCUGCACGGAGCUCUGAUUCACACCGUGGACUCGUGCACGUUUGUCAUCUCGAACGGUGGCACCCAGACUUUCCACAUCAAGGCCGGAACGGAAGUGGAGCGUCAGUCAUGGGUGACCGCUUUGGAGCUGGCCAAGGCCAAGGCCAUUCGGGCAAUGGAAAGCGAGGAGGAGGAGGAGGAGGUGACGGCCCAGGUGGUACCCAGUCAGGAAAUAAGUUCGGUUGUGCGCGACCUGACCGAGCGGCUAGAGAACAUGCGAACCUGCUACGAUCUGAUCACCAAGCACGGCGCCGCCCUGCAGCGUGCGCUCAAUGACCUGGAGACGAACGAGGAGGAGUCGCUGGCCAGCCGCACUAAGAUCGUCAACGAGCGGGCCACUCUCUUCCGGAUCACCUCGAACGCAAUGAUCAACGCUAGCAACGAUUACCUGCACUCUGCGGAAGCGCAGGGCCACAAGUGGUCCAAGAUGUUGCAUCACGAACGCGAGCAGCGCCAGCGGCUGGAGGAAAUAGUCGAGCAAAUGGCCAAGCAGCAGUCCCAAAUGGAGCAGGCCGCUGUUAUGGUACGGCAGAACAAGCAAGUGCAGUCCAAUGCCGCCAGCGGCGCAGCUUGCUCUCUGGUGACAUCUGACGAGGAAAUGGAAUUCUUUGACGCCGAGGAGCACGAUUAUACCGGACCUGCUCGUUCCGCGGAGUCGCCUGAUAGGGAACAGGGCACCUUCAUCCUGAAAAUGAACAAGCGACGCAGCAGCAGCGAAGACCAGGUAGAGGGCCACCUGGAGGGCAGCUCCUCGGAGAGCGACGAGCAGAAGCGCACUGUCAAGAUGGUGCAGCAGGUGCAUUUGGUGAGUGCUCCGCGUGUGGCUUCCGGCGGGCAGGGCGACGAUGACGACGUAGACAAGGCAGUGCCUGCCCAGUCUAGCAAAGACUCCAUCUAUGGUCGCAAUUGGAAUCCCGAUCUGAUGAGGAAGCGGCGCUCCAGGGUGCCAGACAAGCCACACUACCCCCUUAACCUUUGGGGAAUUAUGAAGAACUGCAUUGGCAAGGACCUGUCCAAGAUUCCCAUGCCCGUAAACUUCAACGAGCCUCUGUCUAUGCUGCAACGCCUGGUGGAAGACUAUGAGUACUCGGAGAUCCUCGACUACGCAUCCACCUGCCAGGACGAGUGCGAGCAGUUAGCCUACUUGGCCGCCUUCACCGUCUCCGCUUAUGCAACGACCACGAAUCGCACAGGCAAACCCUUCAAUCCGCUGCUGGGCGAGACCUUCGAGUGCGACAGGAUGGAGGACUACGGUUGGCGCUGUUUGGCGGAACAGGUCUCCCAUCAUCCCCCAGUUGCCGCUCUUCACUGUGAGAGCCAGAAAUGGCAGUGCUGGCAGGAGUUCUCCAUGACCAGCAAGUUCCGCGGCAAAUACGUCCAAGUCAAUCCACUGGGUGGUGUCUACGCGCUGUUCCCCGACAGCGGUCGCCGCUACUCCUGGAACAAGGUGACCACCACGGUAAACAACAUUAUUGUGGGCAAGCUUUGGGUGGAUCAGCAUGGAGAGAUGGAGAUCAAGGGAUCCCAGGCGGCAGAGGGCCACAAGUGCGUCCUGAACUUCGUACCCUACUCCUACUUCAGUCGCGAUGUACAGCGCCUGGUGAAGGGCGUGGUGAUGAAUCCGAACAACGAGGUCAAGUGGGUGGUGCGUGGCACCUGGGACGCGAAGAUUGAGAUCGCACCUGUGCUCAAGACGACGGGAACGUCGAGCAAUCCCACGUACACCACGGGCGAUUUUAAGCUGGCCUGGCGCCGCCGGCCCGCUCCUCCGGAGUCGGAAAAGUUCUAUAACUUUACUACGCUAGCCUGCCAGCUGAACGAGGAGGAGGAGGGCGUGGCGCCGACCGACUCACGCCUCCGUCCUGACCAGCGACUUAUGGAGCAAGGUGCCUGGGACGAGUCUAACAAGGAGAAGCUGCGCCUGGAGGAAAAGCAGCGUACGGUACGCCGCCAGCGAGAGGCCGAAGCGGAGGAGGCGGCGGCGGAAGGCAGGCCCUAUCCGGCCUAUGAGCCUAUGUGGUUCAAGCGAGAGAAAGAGGAGGGCAGCGAAGACUUUGUGUAUCUGUUCAAGAAUACCUACUGGGAGGCCAAGGCGGAACAGAACUUCGAGGGCUGUCCGGAGAUCUACUAGACAAGGAGCAGUAGGAGUAGCCAACCAGCACACAAAGGAGCCUUAGCGAAUAUUCUAAAGAUUUCAAAUAUGCAGCCUCCACCCACACCCACGCUCCGGCGGAUUGCGGAGCAGCACAUACGCGUAUAAAGUAGUAUCACACUUCGUCUAGUGCAUAUACAUAUAUAUAUUUAUAUAUAUAAAUUCCCUUAAACUAACUACGAUCGAUCCGCGCCCAUGCAUCGAAAUUUAUCAUUUGUUUCCAGACCCUACCGCCAUUCCUAAAACGGAACUCCCCCCUAAUCACUACCAGGUCUCUUCCUUUUCGCAGAAUAAAUCAUGUUUCGCCUUUGUUGUGUA
Molecule: messenger RNA, 3004 nt
Organism: Drosophila serrata
Lineage: Eukaryota; Metazoa; Arthropoda; Insecta; Diptera; Drosophilidae
Gene: Osbp
Product: oxysterol binding protein
Cellular component (GO): plasma membrane; perinuclear endoplasmic reticulum; cytosol
Molecular function (GO): sterol binding
Source: RefSeq, a predicted model, not a curated record